This is a messenger RNA of Oncorhynchus mykiss (rainbow trout), 3506 nucleotides long. RefSeq names its product SYF2 pre-mRNA-splicing factor (gene syf2). Gene Ontology annotation, cellular component: Prp19 complex; post-mRNA release spliceosomal complex; catalytic step 2 spliceosome. NCBI's taxonomy places the organism in Eukaryota, Metazoa, Chordata, Actinopteri, Salmoniformes, Salmonidae. The record is from RefSeq and is a predicted model, not a curated record.
UCCAAAAAUCUCAUUAUUUACAUGACUACCUGCAUUUCCGUUCAUUGCGUAACAUCCGACAUUCAGAGUGAAUACUUCCUGCCUGCCAGCUCAAAAAUGGCGUCCUGUUUUGAGGUAUCUGCGUCGGUCAGUGAUGAACAGACCGAAAGUGCUGCAUCUCAGAAAAGAGAGGAGAGACUGCGAAAAUUCCGGGAACUGCAUCUCAAAAGGAAUGAAGCACGCAAUCUCAAUCACAAGGAGGUUGUGGAGGAGGACAAAAGACUGAAGCUACCAACUAACUGGGAGGCAAAGAAAGCCCGUCUGGAGUGGGAACUAAUGACUGAUGAAAAGAAAAAGGAGUGUGCGGCCAAAGGGGAGGACUAUGACCGGGUGAAACUGCUAGAGAUCGGUGCUGAGGAUGCUGAGCGGUGGGAGAGAAAGAAGAAGAAGAAGAACCCUGACCCAGGAUUCUCAGGUUACGCGGAGGCCCAGCUGCGACAGUACCAGCGCCUCACCAAACAGAUCAAACCAGACAUGGACGGCUAUGAGAGGCAGCGAGAGCAGUGUGGUGAGGACUUCCACCCCACAUCCAACAGUCUGAUCCAUGGGACCCACGUCCCAUCCAAGGAGGGCAUCGACCGCAUGGUGGAGGAUGUGGAGAAACAGAUUGAGAAGCGGGCCAAAUACAGCCGGCGCAGGGCCUAUAACGAUGACGCAGACAUCGACUACAUCAAUGAGAGGAACGCCAAGUUCAACAAGAAGGCAGAGCGGUUCUAUGGCAAAUACACAGCCGAGAUCAAGCAGAAUCUGGAGAGAGGCACAGCUGUCUAACUGGACUGGUCAAUCAAAUGGACGCUACCAUUUCCAAUGCUUUGUUGUAACUGAAGGCCAUAAUUAGUCACUGUGGUUACACGACCGGCCAUGUACAUAGAAUCCCCAUUUCAGUUGGUCACAAUGCUUACGUAUCUGAGAUCUAAAUUUGUAUUUUGACGCUGACAUUUUUUUAGAGGCAUUUUCUAACAAAUUUUACUGUAUUGUUUCUAUAACACUGUGAAUCAGGUGUAAUGGCUAACUUUUGAGUACAUCCUGAAUAAUCUUGUAAUGCUAUUUAUGCCUUUCUGCCAAUGUUUAUCGUGUGUGUAUGAACACGCAUUUUUUUUUAAAGCGUCUUCUUUUUUUUUUAAACUAAAGUUUUUGUAAUAUAGCUGAUUUGUAGGUCUUACCCUCAGAUUGCAGCAUGCAGGUUGGGUUGGGUUGGGUUGGGUUGGGGGUGGCUUAACGUGAGAAUGAAAUGCUAUCAUUCACCUUAAGGCUACACUGUGUUUAUUAGUUAUGCCAGCAGAAGAAUGUGCUAGUGUAGGUGCACGAGGGGAUAAACAAAUUAAACAAUUUCAUCGUUAUCACUCAUCUCUGUUAAGCCAACUGCCCCCAAGCAGAAUAUGAGCUAGGAGAGGCUUGUGACCUAAAUUGAGAUCAAAGACAGUCAACAGAUUCACAUGCUAUAUUCAGUUUCUCAUUCUGUAUCAAUGCACACUAUGGGUUAUUCAAAAAUACGAUGUGGGGGUCCUAUAAACACGAAUAGAAUUUGAUCCUCAUCCUUCGUAAUUUGAAUCAGACAUCUGUGUAAUGUUUCGUUGGACUUAAUGAAUCUGUUUUGAAUAAGCCUCAUGGGAUAUGGUAAUACGAUGGGGAAGAGGGGUUUCAAAGGUUGGCGUGCUUGAAAAGUUGUUUAUGAUUUCUUGGUAGAUGAGGACGGAGUGUGGGGAGUAUACACCCUAGUCGAAAAAUCCUAUAGGAUUUUGUGUCGCCUGUAUCAGAAUCCUAUUGGAAUUCUAUUUGACUAAUUAUUUCCUAUUGGGAAUCAAAAGUAAUUCGAUUGAAUCCUAUAGAUUUUUGAUUCGUUUCCUAGGAUUUUGUUACCCCAAUCAGAAUGCUAUUAUAGCAUUUUUCUCAAAUGAACCCAUUAAAUUAUAAUUUGUCAUUGGUUCCAGUACAAUACAAAAGCAUUAAUUACUACAUUUCCAUUGAUCAGUUCUAUGUCGUUUUUGAGUGAUGAUGACGUCAUAACUAACGUGAGCUUGCAGUGUUAAUUAUCGUAACACCCAAGCUUAGCUCGCCAACUGUGGCUGUGCAGAGAAUCUCCGGUUUUCUAACAUUAUUAUUCUAACUAUUUUAUCAUUCACUGUGCGUGAAUGCAAACACUGAGUACAGUAUUUGUUUCCUGACGAAGUUUGAAACGUUUUAAUCACAUUUUUGUAACUGCAGCAUUUUAUCCACUCGUUUUUAUGCUAGCUAAGAAACUAUUUUGCCUGUCAGCUGACUUGCUCGCUAGCUUUUGUAACUAUUUGUAUGUGGUUUUUGAGUCACUGUAUUGUUAUAGCAGAUACGUUUUUUCUAGUUUGUUAUUUCUAAAUGUUUGUGCCCUUUUAUAGGCAAGACUGCGCCAUUUUCACGGUUUCUGGUAGAUCCCAUGUAGAAAAAUCCUAUCAAAUUUUGGAACCAGUCAUAUUGGACUCCUAUUGGAUAAAAUCCUACAGGAUGUAAGGUCUAGGAUAGGUUCCAAAAUAUGAUUUUCUACUGGGUUUUUAUAUUUAUUGGAAUCCUUUUGGGUUAUUUGACUAGGGCAAUCACUUCUUUGGCAUUUGAUUCUACUUUGCAGAGUAUUUGGGACCUGGUUUGGUUCUCAGGUGAGGGUUGUUUCUUUUGGAUUAUCCUCUGAUCAGCCUGAGGAUAUUGGCAGAAGAUGUAAAGCAGGGGUGUCAAACUCGUUUCAUGGAGGGCCUAGUGUCUGGUUUUUGUUUUUUCCUUUCAAUUAAGAACUAGACUACCAGGUGAUGGGAGUUCCUUACUAAUAAGUGAUCUUAAUUCAUCAAUCACGUACAAGGGAGGAGAGAACCCGCAGACACUCGCCCUCUGUGGAAUGAGUGACACGUGAUGUAAAGGAAAUAAAUACAAAACAUUAAAUAACCAGCUUACAUUUAAGGCUAUAAAACUAUGAUAGUGCUUUGUGUUUUAGCCUCAUGGAGAGCCAACUUUGGCAGUUAUCUUUAGUGGUCUUAAAUGGGCCGUACCAUACAUUUUAUAAGUAUUUCCUCUCCCUUUUCACUAUUGGGCCUAUCCACAAUCAUGUGCCUGAUGAGCAGGCAAUGACCCACAGAUACCAUGUCAUGUUUUUCCAUCAGAGAGAUCACAUGAAAGAGCUUUUUCCCAGUACAAUGAGAAUGUGAUAGGUUAGCCAAACGGCUGUUGUUGGAAGUUAUUCUCUUUGAAUAUUGAUUAGAUAAGAGCAUGUAUCAAUUGGAAAUCUGUUACACAGUGAUAACUCUUGUUAAUACCCCUAUAUGGUAUAGGGCUAGGUGUUUUUGAAAAAUCUAAUUCAUGUGAUUUACCCAAAUAGAUGCUUGGUAUCCCUAGUAGGACACAUUUAAAUAUCAAAUAAAGUUUGCCUGCAAGGGGAGACUUUUAGCAUUUUUCUCACGACAAACUGAAAAGGCAUUCUGUGUUCCACACACAAUGUAAUCCUUUAU